UCUGAAGAUGCGACCAGUUCUACAGAUUAAAUCCGUUGGGAUGUGGACUCACAGAAAAGGUACUAGUAGCCAUAUAAUCAGAGGUAAUGUAGGGUAUGUAGAGCAGGCCAGUAUCCGUGGGUAGUAUAUACAUAUUUACCGAGAUAGAGGCGAAAAUAUGGACCUCCUCGGCUCCAGCAUUCUCGGCCGGAAGGGGAUGGAAGCUUGGCUACUCCGUAUGGGGUAAGCGGAUCGGCAACCUCCGGGGCGACCAAGCUAGUAGGCAUGUUUUGCACUUCCGAUGUGCAACUCUUCAACCUGGUGAUGCAGCAUAAUCAACAUUUGCACUUCAAAUCAGAUACCUCUGCACGGCACCAAUGGCUCGACUAUCAGGCCUCCAAAGGGAGGUGCUGUCUCUCUACCGGAAAUGCUUGAGGGAGACCCGGAAGAAACCUAUCGAGAUGAGGGAGAAUUUUAGAGGAUAUGCUAGAGCGGAAUUUCGGAAGCAUGCCUCUGUUAGCAAAAAAGACUUCAGUGCGGUAGAGUAUUUACUACGGAAAGGGCAGAGGCAGCUCGAGAUGUACUCAUCCCCGGGUAUCCGCAACAUUCGGUGAUCGCGAAGUCCUGUUCCCACCAAGCAAGCUUAGAACCUCAAACCACUAUCUCUCGUUCGGAUGUAGGUGAAUGCCGGGGAAAUGAGAUGCAACAUGAUCCUGCGGUCUCUUGAACUAGCUCUGAGGUUCAUUAGCUGGGAAGAAAGUUCGAUUAUCAUGUGAUCAUAGAAGGUUCGCGCGGGUUCGCGUAGCCGCUUAUCUUAUCAGUGCCGACAAUCGAAAGCUCCAGAGG
Molecule: messenger RNA, 825 nt
Organism: Aspergillus sclerotioniger CBS 115572
Lineage: Eukaryota; Fungi; Ascomycota; Eurotiomycetes; Eurotiales; Aspergillaceae
Product: succinate dehydrogenase assembly factor 1
Exons: 5
Coding region: 357-593 (78 amino acids)
Biological process (GO): mitochondrial respiratory chain complex II assembly
Cellular component (GO): mitochondrion
Source: RefSeq, a predicted model, not a curated record